UUAACARGAACGAACAAGGACCCAUUGUUGGAAUCAAGUUUUCGAGAUCGACAAAGUGUAUUCUUUCCCUUCAAAAAAUGGGAUUAGGGCAAUCAGCCAACGCUUCAAUGCAACUUGAGGCUUCGAGAUACAUAUCUUCACCGGAUGAUGACUUUAGAGAACUACCACCAGCAUGUCUUGACAAAUUCAUUGCUGAACAACUUCAGCCAGAUGAAGCCUUUAAUGACUUAGUUUCAAAGGCUUUGCACAACUUGUAUUUCUACCUACAAGUUAACAUGCGACCGCCGACUGUGAUAUGCCUUAUAAAGGGAGGAUCAAUGGGCAAAGGCACUGCAUUGAAAGGCAGGUCAGAUUUAGACUGCAUACUUGUCAUGAAUGGUGUAAGAGAUGCUCGUGAUUUAAKGGCGAAUAUGACUGGGAUUUUAGAUCAGCUCAAAGAGCUCCUUAACACGGAUCCCUUAAGAAAGAGUGGUUGGGGAAUCAAGAUCAUCAGAGACAACAUAUUCAUGGUGCAAAUUGAGAUGCAAAAUUUUGAACGGAAUGAAAGCGUAGAAGUGGACAUUUUGCCAACGUUUUAUGCAGCCGUUCAAGACGAAUAUUCUCGUCGGCAGCUUUAUAAUUCCAUGGCAGAAUACGACUGGUAUACACGAGAAYUAUGCUCUGCAGCACUAGCAGAGUUACAACGUGAUUUCAUAAAGCAGAGGCCUACUAAACUCAAAAGUCUUAUCCGUCUGGUGAAGCACUGGUGCAAGACGUAUCUACCACGGGAAUAUGGACAGCCGCGGAUGCCUAAUUCUUACCUGUUAGAACUUCUGACGAUCGAUGUCUGGGAAAAGGCAGGAAGCCCAGAUUGGUUUAUUACAGCUGUGUUGUUCAAAGAUGCAAUGGAAGCGUUAUAUAAUCACRAGCAGUUGUAUGUCAAGUGGGAUACGUACUACAGUUUAUCUUGGUCUCAAUAUGCAAAGUAUCUUGUCCAUCGGUAUAUUAUCCAUUGGCCCCAAAUAAAGGAUCCUGCUAACCCAUACAACAACGUCUAUAAAGUUGUAGGAGACUGGAAAAGGGUGAAGAAAAUAGCCAGAGAAACCUUAAAGAAGCCACUGCUAAAGAAUUACAGGAGCUCUGUUUUGGUUGCUGAAAAUAGAAGAACAGCAAUUUACCGUAUCGCGUGCUUUUUAAUUUUAUUAUUAUUAUAUUAUUAUUUUAACUAAUGUAAAAUAUGGUAAUGUCAUGUCAUGUCAUUUAUGUCAUAAUGAUUAUAUUUUGAUUUUUUGAUUUGAUUUUUUUUUUUUUUUUGGAUUUUAUCUCUUGAUACUGGCUCUCCCUUCUCCCUAUUCUUGGAUUUCGCGUGACGUCAUCAAACAACUAAAAUCCAAAGUAUUCACUCCACGAAACUGUUCGUUAAAUAUGUUGUUUAUACCGUCMUAAGAAAAGCUUUACCAAAAUAAUUAUGUAUUUUCAACCAUCGUAUUUUGUCCGCCAUCUUUGUGCCCCUCAAUCGGAUGGAGGACCCAUACAUUUCAACUAAAUUAUGUAGUAUAAUCAAUCGCUCGUAUCUCCAUAUCUAAAACUUCUUUUAACUGGAAAAAGUUUCGAUGACGUAAGUGAAAGCCAAAAAUAGUUUUUCGUUGUUUCUCCCUUCUUCCUGAUUCGCUCGUCCCGCUCUUUCUUUCUUAAAACAGUAAAUUGGCCAGUUUCAUUAUUUCGUGAAACGGGAUUCCACCGUUUUAUUUCCGCGGUAACAUGAUUCAUAAUUAUCCCCACCCCACCCCACCUCCGCCGCAACCCCCCUUCCCCCUUUCUCACCCUGUUCUCACCAUAGUUCUAUCAAAAACGCCAGUGAUGUCAUCGAAGAAACAAAAUAUACUUAUUGCCUCUAUACUUAUUAGCUCUAGUUUCGUAUUUCUSUCACGAUAAAAUUAGUCUAAGAAUAGAUAUGAGAUAAAAAGAACUUCAUUUUAAAGUCUACCUACAGUAAGUUAUAAAAGGGGAAUUUCUUUUCAAGUUCUUUGACUGUCAAGAAAAGACGUCUGAUUGGAUAUGCAUUUCGUUGUGAAAGCCCGCGACUUUUCGGUCAGAGUUCGCAAAAUUUAAA
This is a messenger RNA of Actinia tenebrosa (Australian red waratah sea anemone), 2092 nucleotides long. Its product is annotated as 2'-5'-oligoadenylate synthase 1. Gene Ontology annotation, biological process: regulation of ribonuclease activity. Lineage: Eukaryota; Metazoa; Cnidaria; Anthozoa; Actiniaria; Actiniidae. Gene Ontology annotation, molecular function: double-stranded RNA binding; 2'-5'-oligoadenylate synthetase activity. Gene Ontology annotation, cellular component: nucleoplasm; cytosol; membrane. The record is from RefSeq and is a predicted model, not a curated record.